Messenger RNA from Symbiodinium natans, 903 nucleotides. Lineage: Eukaryota; Dinophyceae; Suessiales; Symbiodiniaceae. The record is from the annotation of a GenBank genome assembly.
GAAGAAGCUGCGCCAAGGGGAGGGAGGGCAUGUUGGGUCAGAAGCCUGGGCAUACUCACAGGCACGCUGACCUUGGACGGCUUGGAGCAGGCUUCAGUUGCCGCGGGUGGAUUUCACACCUGCGCGCUGCAGAAUGAUGGUCAGCUGGUUUGCUUUGGCCACGCCGCGGCUCUACCGCAAGACCGGGGACUGGUGCGGUCGGUCUCAGCGGGACUCUAUCACACGUGCGUCGUGCGGGCAGAGGACGAGCACCUGGCAUGUUUCGGUUUGAAGUGCAGCGUUCCGCAAGACUUGGGACCAGUCUUGGCCAUUUCGGCGGGAGAUUACCAUACGUGCGCUGUGCGUACAGACGGCCGGCUAGUUUGUUUUGGGAGAAAUGCCGCUGGUCAGUGUGAUGUGCCAGAGAGCUUGGGCCCAGUUUUGGCGGUUUCGGCAGGUGGGGAACACACCUGUGCUGUUCGGAUGGAUGGUAAUCUAUUUUGCUUUGGAGACAAUAGCAACGGACAGUGCAAUGUGCCCGCACACUUGGGACCUGUGAUUGCUGUCUCCGCAGGUACGUCUCACACCUGCGCCAAGCGGACAGAUGGCCUGCUGGUGUGUUUUGGACGCAACCUCCGUGGUCAGUGCGAUGUGCCACCAGACUUGGGUCCGGUGUUGGCGGUCUCCGCCGGAGGAGACCACACUUGUGCAGUCCGUGCAGACAACGCGCAGCUGGUGUGUUUUGGAGACAACUGCAGAGGUCAUUGCGAUGUGCCCGUUGACUUGGGACCAAUCUUGGCCGUAUCUGCGGGAGACUACCACACUUGCGCAGUGCAGACAGAUGGUCAGCUAGUCUGCUUCGGUUACAACAAUAACGGUCAAUGCAACCCGCCAACAGGCUUGGCCAUGACACCAUCCAUGUAA